Coffea eugenioides is the source of this 1798-nucleotide messenger RNA. Its product is annotated as transcription factor bHLH130. Bases 212 to 1477 code for a protein of 421 amino acids. Gene Ontology annotation, cellular component: nucleus. The record is from RefSeq and is a predicted model, not a curated record. Gene Ontology annotation, molecular function: DNA-binding transcription factor activity, RNA polymerase II-specific; RNA polymerase II cis-regulatory region sequence-specific DNA binding; protein dimerization activity. Gene Ontology annotation, biological process: regulation of transcription by RNA polymerase II. The transcript has 6 exons. Lineage: Eukaryota; Viridiplantae; Streptophyta; Magnoliopsida; Gentianales; Rubiaceae.
CCUCUCUUUUCCCCUUUGAGGCCAAAAAGCCCCACAAAAGUGGCCAAAGAUCUAUGUAUCUAAGCCUCUUCUGCACAUACAAGUGAUAAGGAAAAAGAACCAAUAUAUCCUCAGUUGCUUCUACUACAAGACUGAACUUGAAAAACUGCUUAACAACGAAGCAGAUUUCAAGAAAAAGACCCCAGAAUUUUCUUGAAGAAACGCUAAAGGAAUGUAUGGCGAUUCCCAAGCAUUAUCUUCUGACGACAGCUCUAUAUUUCACUCAAGCUGGAAUGCUAAAGAAGCCUUAUUUGCACAGAGCAGAGAGUUAUUCAUGGACUCUGUCUCUGCUAGUAGUACAAACUAUAAUAGUCUUGAGUUCAACAACCAAUAUACUAGUGCUAAUCAAAAUAGUUCUGGGCUACUAAGAUUUAGGUCUGCUCCAAGUUCUCUGUUGGAGAGCUUAAGUGCUGAUGAUAAGAUUGUGAAAAGCAGUGUUGAAAAUCGAGGGUUGACCUCAAGAUUCAAUAGUUCUUGUGAAGCACAGAGCAAUCAAGUCUCUCAUAGUAGUAGUACUAAUGGUUACACUCUGAAAUCACAAUUACCACCUCAGUAUCCGCGGGCAUCAAGAGGAACACUUGCUCAACUGGGCUCUGUAAAUGGAGUGUAUAGAGUUCCAGGUUCAAUGGCAAUGGAUCAUCAAAGGCAGCCCAAAAUGAGUCCUACUCUUACUAGGCAAAAUAGUUCACCUGCUGAAUUGUUCUCACACCUCACUGCUCAAUCUGGCUAUGCCACAAUGAGAGGUGUUGGAAAUUAUAGACUGACAAAUGGAGCUAGUGGAGAUUUAAGUCCAUCUUCAAAUAGGUUCAAGGGACCGAUGAGCUUCUCAUCCGGGAGUCCGACGACGUUAGGGAUGUUGUCUAGAAUAUCAGAAGUUGAGAACGAGACUGGUGGUGCUGACGGCUCUAAUGAUGACAAACUAGGAAAUACCAAUGGGGAUACUCAAUUGUAUGGCUCUGGCUUCCGUUUUGGAUCUUGGAACAAUUCACCAAAAUUCGCUGAGAACUUAACCGGCCUUAAGAGAGAAAUUGACUAUGAUCAGAACUUAUUUUCUGAUAGUCAGGGUGGAGAGCCUAGAAAUCGGCUCAAUAUUUUGUCCCACCACUUAAGUUUACCAAAUACAGCUGAACUUGCUGCUAUGGACAAGUUAAUGCAAUUCCAGGACACAGUUCCUUGCAAAAUCCGUGCCAAACGAGGUUGUGCUACUCAUCCACGAAGUAUAGCAGAGAGGGUAAGAAGAACCCGGAUCAGUGAAAGGAUGAGGAAAUUGCAGGAUCUUGUUCCAAACAUGGACAAGCAAACCAACACAGCUGACAUGUUAGAUUUGGCUGUCGACUACAUUAAAGAUCUCCAAAAACAGUACAAGACACUCAGCGAUAUUCGGGCAAAUUGCAAAUGCUCAGCCAUGCAGAAGCCAGUUCCAGAUCAAAUGGUUUGAUUGCUUCUGUACAGUAAAAAACACUACAAAGGGACUAGAUGGAGAAGCAGUUCAAUCAACUAAUAAUUUUCAAUUGCUUUUGAAGCACCAAGGAUAGGAGUAUCAGAUACUACUGUGAUUUUCUAGUAUUUUUCAAUUCUAAGAUUCUGAUAUAUUGUAGACUAGUAUAACCAAGGUUCCCUACAGCAAAGUUGGGUAAGAGAAAAAAAAAAGAAAAGUAUAAAUCAAUUGUACAGGGCAUGUGAAAGUUACAAUCCUUGUUCAAUGUAAUAAUCUUGUUUCUCAUUAACAAAUCUAUGUGAAGAUUCUUACUAUGAUUAA